Molecule: messenger RNA, 2779 nt
Organism: Anarrhichthys ocellatus (wolf-eel)
Lineage: Eukaryota; Metazoa; Chordata; Actinopteri; Perciformes; Anarhichadidae
Gene: tmed7
Product: transmembrane p24 trafficking protein 7
Exons: 4
Coding region: 88-729 (213 amino acids)
Source: RefSeq, a predicted model, not a curated record
UACGUUACUUAGCGUUAGGCGCAUCCGGUUGAGCACUUUGAGGUCCGCUCGGGUUUUCACUGUGAAGCUUGGCUCUCGGUCUGCAGGAUGUACGGAUUCUUUCGGCUGCUGUUGCAGGUGCUAUCGGCCCAGCUGCUCUGCGUGUGGGUGCUGGGCUCCGAGCUAACGUUUGAGCUACCAGACAACGCCAAGCAGUGUUUCUACGAAGACAUCAUCAUCGGCACCAAGUGCACGCUGGAGUUUCAGGUGGUGACCGGUGGCCAUUAUGAUGUGGACUGUCGUUUGGAGGACCCAGAAGGCACUACACUCUACAAAGAGAUGAAGAAGCAAUAUGACAGCUUUACCUUCACAGCGGCCAAGAAUGGCACCUUCAAGUUCUGCUUCAGUAACGAAUUCUCCACCUUUACACACAAGACGGUGUACUUUGACUUCCAGGUUGGCGACGACCCUCCACUCUUCCCAAAUGAGAACAGAGUCACUGCUCUCACUCAGAUGGAGUCAGCUUGCGUGUCGAUCCACGAGGCCCUGAAGUCGGUCAUCGACUACCAGACCCACUUCCGCCUUCGUGAGGCACAGGGACGCAGUCGGGCGGAGGACCUCAACACCCGUGUUGCAUUCUGGUCCAUCGGUGAGGCCAUGAUACUUCUGGUGGUCAGCAUCAGUCAGGUGGUCUUGCUGAGAAGCUUCUUCUCUGACAGGAAGACCACUACAACACGCGUCGGAUCGUAACAGUCUCUGAGCCCCAGGAUCUGAUUCACCACUUUCUUUAUCCGUACCUGGACCUGUGCACAGAGUAAGUUAGAAUAUCAGUGCUGAUCUGAAAUUGGAUCAUAUCAAACUGCCAGGUCGUACAAUCUGACACGUCAUCUGUACUCGGCGCUGAUUUUCUUACUAACUUUAUGCAAAUUAGUCUUGAGCUGAAAAGUUAUGUACGUUUAAAAUGUUUUUGCGGGAUAAAAGAGAACGUAAUGAAAGGCUUUCUUUUGUUACUUGUAACUAUCUGUAUUGGAGGCCGAUUACGGUCAGAUAGUUAAAGCAGACCUUAAAUACUUAAAAUAUUUGAAGUAAUUUCAGAAUGUGUUCUGAUUGUAUUUAUGUUCUUUUCUACCCCCGUCAUUUCAAAUGCUCUUUCCCUGAUCUAUUCCAUUUUUCAGCCCAAACUGUGCACUGAAAUGACAAAGAGUGUAAUUUGUGACUAGAUGUACUCAGACUGCAAGGUUUAUGGUUUUGUUUAUUUCUUUACGGGCAGAGCAUCGGGUCUCUAAAACCACACUAGCUAAGCAGAGUUUUACCCCACUAAGGUUGCAUUUGGUUAUGAAAAAUACGCUGUUUUUUUUUCCUCUAUUAAACCUCGCUGUGUUAAGUGAGAGAGUAGAUAUUGUGUUGUGUUUUUAUGACCUUUGUCAUUUUAGAUGAGUUAUUAGGCGAACUAUCUCAUAAAAUGUUAUUAUCUAUGUGACUCAGUGUGGAAGACAAAAAAAAGAAAUAACAGAUAUUAUUCUUUUGUUUGAAAAUGACACAUUUUGUGUGUUUAGCCAGCAAUUUUAAGUGCACCAUGUCUUUCACUGGCUCCCUUGCAAUGUUAUAGCUAGUCCCGCCUUUGCUGUUUGAAGUGUAACAACCUAUUUAUCUUGUGGGCUGAUGUUGCUCUUUUGGUUUUAUACAGCACUGUUGUAAAAUUCAUGUUUUGCAAACAAUUGCUUGAUUAUAAGUUAAUUCCAGUACCUUGAGUUGUAAAUGUGAUUUGAAUUUUUUUUUUUUUUUUUUUUUUUAUCCCUGACUGCCUACUCGACUGAUUUUCCAAAGGAACAGGAAGGAAGAUUUAGACGGCUUAAAUCUACUGUGGCUCUAUAUUAUAUGACUGCUUCUAAACAGUUGAGAGUGCAGUUACAGGCUUACUUUAAGCUGGUAGUGUUGCUCCAGACAGGAAUCACGUAAAGUCAGUGGGUCAUUCUUUCUGUCACUGUUUUGAUUUGUAAACAAAAUCUAACGGAAGAUUUUGCUCUUGGACACGAAACAUGAAUUAACUUUUGAAGUUCACCUGUAGAGUUUUUACAGUACACAACCUGAAUGAGCAGAACACAGUUGUAAUGUGAGAUAAAUAUUAUAUUCCAGACAAAGACGGACUUUAACACGUAACCCACUGAACAAAACUAAAAACUAUGCUCUUAUAGUUUGGUCUUGUUUAACUGUCAUUACUGAUUCUAGAGGCAUUGGAAAAUAACUAAUAACAAUGUUUGACAGUCUUGGUAGAAGGUGCAGGGUUGGCUUUUCAGCUUUAGCUGUAUGCGCUGACAGGUCAUUUUUGGACUAGAGCUGCAAUGGUUUAUCGAUUAGUUGACUAUUAAAUUAAUCGACAACUAUUUUGAUAGUGGAUCGAUUGGUUUGAUUAAUUGUUUCAGAAAAAAAAGUUUUAAAAAGAACUGCAGUUAAUUAUAUGUGAAUAUUUGUCUGGUUUCUUUACUCUAGUAACUGUCUAGUGACAGUAAAUUGAAUAUCUUGAGUUGUGGAAAAAACAAGGCAUUUGAGGAUGUCAUCUUUGGUAAACACUGAUAAUUUUUCACAAUUUUCUGACAUUUUAUAGACUAAACAACUGAAUAAUCCAGAAAACAAUCAACCGAUUAAACGAUGUAAUCAUUUGCAGCACUAUUUUAAAAACAAAUUCAGCUCUGAUGCAUUCUGGGAACUGUUUAAUUGAGACAGCUGAAUACAUUUUUUGUUGAAAGGUCGAAGUAUUGUUUUAAUGAUUUAUCAUUAAUAAACACUUGCUUUUCAGGGA